This is a messenger RNA of Bursaphelenchus xylophilus (pine wood nematode), 1460 nucleotides long. The record is from the annotation of a GenBank genome assembly. NCBI's taxonomy places the organism in Eukaryota, Metazoa, Nematoda, Chromadorea, Rhabditida, Aphelenchoididae.
AUGAGUGUUGAUCGGAGCCCGAUUUAUGCGCGUAUUUCUUCUUGAGGAUAUUAAUGUUAUUCUCGACAAUUUUAACAUUUUUAUUUAUUAUGUUUGAUUAGAAUCAUCUUCUAGCCUACUCAGUUCAUGGAUUCUUUAACGGAAUAAGGAUGGCACACAACAACGAAGAUAAGAAAGAUAACAUAACCUCUAACCCCACCCUUUCCUUUCACCCAACUACAUCCACAUCACGACCAAAUCUGCAUAACAAUACGUUUUCCUCGAAGGUAUGUGAAUUUAUGCAUGCUGAUGUCUCCUUUUAGAUCGCGGAAACUUUUUUAACAGCUGGUCAUGCUUUUCAAAAAUUGGGUGACUUAACAGUCGGCUUAAAUGCAGUUAACGUUGAUCAUGAAGAGAAGUAAGUGAUCAUAUGGCCAUAAUCGAUUUAUUUUAGCCGCUGGACUGAAAAGGACAUCGACAAUUUGCGCGACGCUAUAACACGGUUCGCCAAUGAGCUGGAUAAUAUAUCCGGAUCGCUUUUGACAAGAUCAAAGUGAGUUUUAUUUCUAUUAUUGUUAAUUAUUCUUUAGGAAAAUGAUACGAACCGACAUCAAACGUCGGACAUUGCAAAUGGGGACAGAGAUUGGAGGUGCGACACUGUCAGGCGGGCGGACGAUAUUGAAACCAGUGUCGCAAACGGAUCCAUAUCUUCAGCAGUCGGUGCUUUCCUUAAAUCCGGCCACUUCAAAGAGUUCUCUGGCCACGACCUCGAGUAUAUCAACAUCCCUCAACAACAUCGAACAGAAACCUUCCACCAGUGGUAAUCAGAAUGCGCUUGAAAGUCGGUUGACACCAGCAAACGGAGCAACUUCGUCUGUUUCCUCUUCUUCUCCUUCCACGUCAGGUAGUUGAAGUUUCCAUGUGCAACACAACAAGAGAAAGAGUAUUUGUGGUUUAUAUUGUAUUUUUAGCUAUUUCAACGUCAUUAACUUCAAGUGCUUCGCACCUUAAACAUCCAGUUAUCAAAAAAGUAUACGUGAACAGUGGCAAUCAACCGUUAGCAGCUUUGCGACGGCAAGCGGCACCGAUUUACCGUAAUCAAACACCGAGCAUAAGUUCGGUAAGCCUAUUUAUUGGAGAAUAUUUGUUUACAUAUGACUUUAUGAGUAGACUCAUUUCCGUGUUUCCCAUUGCAUUUUUAGGGAAACAUUCGACUGAUUGGUCAGAAUAUAAAUCCAGGCCGAAAACUAUUGAUUUCUCAGAAUAAUUACGUUCGUGUGGUUGCACCGCAGGACACAGAUCGGCAACGGCCACUCGCUGUAUCAGGGCGUGGCCGAUUUCAACUCCCAAAUGGCUUCGCGAACGAAGAAAUCGUGUACACUUCAGCAGGACCUCAGGACACCAGAAAUAUGAAACGACCUCUAACCGAGAGCUCUCAGGUACCCAGUAAAGCGCCUAAACUCGAGACUGCUGAAACCUAA